Messenger RNA from Helicoverpa zea (corn earworm), 3828 nucleotides. RefSeq names its product REST corepressor 1 (gene CoRest). The coding region runs from base 177 to 1766 and encodes 529 amino acids. Gene Ontology annotation, biological process: regulation of transcription by RNA polymerase II; negative regulation of DNA-templated transcription. The transcript has 11 exons. The record is from RefSeq and is a predicted model, not a curated record. NCBI's taxonomy places the organism in Eukaryota, Metazoa, Arthropoda, Insecta, Lepidoptera, Noctuidae. Gene Ontology annotation, molecular function: transcription corepressor activity. Gene Ontology annotation, cellular component: transcription regulator complex; histone deacetylase complex.
AUUACAUUCCGUGGCUGGUUUGUCAAAUUAUUGAUGCGGUGGUUUGAAUCACGUUUGAAUUUAAGUGCGAAGCUCUUUAAUUCCUUUAUUUUCUUAAACUAAACCCUAAUAUACCAUAAAUGGAAAUUUAAAUUGUGUGUUGAUUAAGUGAAGUCUGUGUUAUCGAGUGUCUAAUCAUGGUUUUAGCCGAAAGAAGUAACGAUGUUCGAAACGGGAAGCGGUCAAGGGGGCCAAGCCCCAAUGGCCAUGGAAGUCCAGAUUCCAGUUCUGAAGAUGAGAAUGUCGUACCGUUUGCAGCCGAGAAAAUCAGAGUGGGCAGAGAUUAUCAGGCAGUAUGCCCUGAAUUGGAACCAGUAGACCAACGCAGACCUGAACUCAUUUCUGACAGAGCUUUGUUGGUUUGGUCACCCACUUGUGACAUAUCUGAUAUCAAAUUGGAUGAAUACAUUACCACAGCAAAGGAGAAGUAUGGUUAUAAUGGGGAACAAGCACUGGGGAUGUUAUUCUGGCACAAACAUGACCUCAACAGGGCUUCAAUGGACCUUGCCAACUUCACACCUUUUCCUGAUGAGUGGACUGUGGAAGAUAAAGUGCUUUUUGAACAAGCUUUCCAGUUUCAUGGCAAAAGCUUUCACAGAAUACGACAAAUGUUGCCAGACAAAUCUAUUGCAUCAUUAGUAAAGUACUAUUAUUCAUGGAAGAAAACAAGAGCUCGUACUUCAUUGAUGGAUGUUGUCAGUGAAGGCCGCAAUGCUACCAGCUCAGGAACUGGCAAGCGUGAAUCAGGCACAGGGUCAGAACCUGGAGGUUCAGAUAAGGAGUCUGAUAAUGAUGAAAAGAAGUGGACUUUCCACCGUGGUAUUGUCCGAGGAGGGAAGUCCCUCGCGGCAGGCGGGGCUACACAACGCGCCGCCGGCCAGCAGGGCGCCCAGGGCGAGGGCGGCGGCGAGAGCGCGGGCAAGUGGUGCACUGUGUGCGGCAUUCUGUGCAACCAGAUCACGGCGCACAAUUCGCAGAAGUUGUGUCAGGCAUGCCUCGUGCACGCCAGACGCACGGGGACUAUGAGACCGCUGUGCGGCCCGUCCGGCAGACGCGGGCCGGGUUCCAAACAACAGCGGUACAAGCACCGGCUGCCGCGUGGCAUUUACAUCAAUCACGACGAUCUCGUCGCCAUGGCUACCGGGCCUCAGCCAGGCGACCCCCCGCAGCCCGGACUUAUCAAUCAGGGCGAAGCCAUGCUCAAAGCUAUGGACAGAGAAAUUGUAUCUCUAAAGAGACAAGUGCAACAAAACAAGCAGCAGCUGAGUGCGAUGAAGCGCAAAGUGGGCGACUCAGGAGUGGAGGAGCUGAGGCCCGGCGAACCGCCCGCAAAGAUAAACUCGCGCUGGACAAAUGACGAACUUCUCAUGGCCGUCACAGCCGUUAGGAAAUAUGGCAGGGACUUCCAAGCGAUCGCUGAAACCUUGGGCACAAAGACGGAGGCGCAUGUACGCUCUUUCUUCAUUUCUUACCGGCGACGAUACAACCUAGAUGCUAUGGUGCGCGAGCAUGAAGCUGAACGCGGUAACGCCCAUCACAUACAAGCUGGAACAACGAGCACAGAAUCAGCUGAAACAGGCGACAAUGCUAACAAUGGAACAGACUCUCCCCAGUCCACAAAUAAAGAUGAAAAAACGGAGGUGGAUAGCGAAGGCGUGGCCAUAGGAGCGUCGGCGGAGGCAGGCGGGCCUCCCACGACGCCGCCCAAGCACAAGGCCGCCAAGUGAUGCGCGAGGCCUGUCGUGCGGAGCCCUCGCGUGUAGCGCCGCGCCAGCACCUCGCACCUCACAGACAUUUGGGCCCACACCCAUUCCAUAUGAUAUCACAGCGUGUCGGUACCUCCUGCCGCUUACUACUCUUAUUAUAUAGGACAGCAGUAGAUUUUGUUAUACUUAUAUCUCUCAGGUAGCGAAAGGAUCUAUUCUUCAUAUUGCUGUACAAAAUGCUGUUUUCAGUAUUCGGUCGUGUAGCGCCAACAGGCACAACUCGAAACUCACUAUGUAAUCUAUUUAAUGGUGCGGAAUGUUAUUAUCAAUUAGACGUCCUAAUCACAAUGUCUGGUUGAUUAUAAACUACUCGAAUUUCUGGUGGAAUAGGGACAGAAAUGUUUGUAUACGCUUUAGGGAAGCAUCAGACUUGUGUAUAUAAUUGUAAUGUAUGCUAAUAGGAUAGUUUCCAGUUUAGGAAACUUAUGUAAAAAUAUAAUCAUAAGUGUGUUCCUGUCUAUGGUUUCAUAAUGACUGACGCCUGAGAGCUGUGCUCUUCGAAUGAGUUGUCGUGCUUUGUCCAAUAUUUCUUCAGAUUUCUCGAGUGAGAUAGUUUCUAGAUUUAUUAUGGAAAUAACAUAUUAAUCACUUGCCUUAUGUAAUAAGUUUGUCUCAUGUACUCGCAUGCUUAUUAAAAUAUGACUUACCACAGGAGAAAUAUUAAUUCAACUUGAACUACAGACUUCUGUGGUUUUUAUUCUAAUAGUUUUCUAUAUAAAUGAUUCUAAGAGAUAAUAGUAGCUAGAUAUUUUCAUGUAAGACUUAUUAUUUUAUCGAUAAGGAUACUAUCAAUCUUGAAUUAUGUCCAGCUGUAGUUUUAUAGAUAUAUAAACUAAGGAAGGAUGUUAGAUGGGUUAAUAAUAAAACGGAUACUCAUAUAGGUAAAAUGGCAUUUAUAGUCGCGAAUGUAUAAGUUCCAUUAUAACGCCAUAGAAAACUGCUUGGUUGAAUAAAAGCAAUAUAUCGAAUAAUACAAGAUUUCUUAUGCACACAUAGACUAGCUAUAUUAUACAAUUUUAUUAAUAAAUUUUUCCAUACAUUUAAAUAAAGCGAUAUAGAGGAAAUGACGAUAUUUUUGUACUAGUAAAAGACAUCCCAAUUAAUAGGAAAUUUCGGUGUGAUUAAUUGAUGUUAUUUUAAUGAAUGGUAUUAACUUUAAUUUUUUACUUGUAGGUUAGGUUUUAUUUAGUGUAAUGGACUACCGCGUCGUUUAUAGCAUAAUUUACUAUACUUAUAGUUUUAUUUCUAAUAUGGUACAUCACAAUGAGAUGAGCUAUUCGCACCGGUCGCUACGAAGCCGAAGAUGAAUCGUUACCGAUAUAUCAUUUCUCUUAUUCAGUGUGACUAAACUUGGCUGUAUAUAAUUAUGUAGUAUUAUUUACUAAUAAUAAACUUCAAACGGUGCACUCGGUACUAAAAUUAUGUUCCGUACAAAACUGAAAUGUGAUUUGGUUCCAGAUUUUUUUUAUUAAAUUCAACAUCCGCCUAACAUUGACGUACGCAAUAUUUUUUAAUUCAACUUAUUCCAAUAAUUGCUGUUAUAGCAUAUUAUUUAGUGACAGGAUACAGACAAGUCUGUAAUAAUUAUAUUUUUCGGGAUAUGGGUUUUAAGUAACGCCUAUUAUAUAAGUUCCUUGUAUGAUUAUAAUUUGUAACUAACUUGUGGUCAGACAGAAACUGGUUUACUAUAGAUUUAGUUUCAAAUCCUUAGUAUAUUUACGAACGGCGUAAAACCUUAAUCACUCCAAAGAGAUCCACAAAAUGAAGUCAUCUUAUUUAUUGAUGCUAAUUAGGGCUAAUAGGAAGAUUGUUACUGAAUUUAAAUUAUUUUUAUUAGGAUUAUUGUUUUCUGUAUAUUAAGAACUUAAAUCAAUUGACAAAGUGUUUUUUAAUUAAUUAAGUUAUGCUCAAAGUUUGUUUUGUCCAAUCACUUGACAGUGUUCUCCACAAAUUAUUUAGUAGCUAUUACCGAAGUAACGGGAGUUUCGUUUAAGAAUAAUAAAUAAUUGUAAGUAUGUAUGAA